Molecule: messenger RNA, 772 nt
Organism: Osmia lignaria (orchard mason bee)
Lineage: Eukaryota; Metazoa; Arthropoda; Insecta; Hymenoptera; Megachilidae
Product: cilia- and flagella-associated protein 221-like
Biological process (GO): cilium movement; motile cilium assembly
Cellular component (GO): 9+2 motile cilium
Source: RefSeq, a predicted model, not a curated record
AAGGACGAUUUUUUCAAACCGAAAUGCAAGUUGUAUGCAAUGAAAUUAGACAUCGUGUAAAUAAGUACGAAAAAAGGGAUAAAAAUUUUGAAAACAACACAAAGAAAAUUUUUUUAAGCGUAGUACCGUCAAAAUUAAAAUUUACCUUUGAUUCUGACAAUUUUAAAGUUCAAGAAAAAAUAAUCGAAAUCACAAACUACUUUUCUAAACCAUGUCCGAUUCUAUUGAUACCACUGGAAAGUCAAUAUUUUCGAAUUGCAAAUGUCUUUCAGAGACAGUGGCUCAAUCCUGGAUCCGUUUUAAAAAUAAAUAUUUUAUUUAUACCUGACGAAAACAGAGAUUAUAACGACGUAUUAAAAAUUCGCUAUUUCAAUAAUCAAUUAAUGGAGAUAAAAAUUUUCGCCAAAAUUGUGACGAUAUUUUCUUUUCCUAGCACUGUAAGUUUUGGAAAUGUACCUCUUGAUCAACCGGUUUGUUACAAAAUACCGAUACAUUCUCAUUCGAAGAAAGAAUUCUCGUUCGUGAUUUUGCCAUCUAAGGAAAACUCGUGUGUCGACAUUUAUCCUCGUUGGGGUCGUGUAAAAGCAAAUCAAGAACCUCUGAUAAUCAUGAUAAUUUAUAGACCACUUCGAUACAUAAGUAUGCAUUUUCAAAUUCGAAUAUUUAUAUCCGAUUUAUGUAAAACUCCACAUAUUAUAAAUUUUUAUGCGUAUACUAGACCAGGCCUUUUACGGUGAGAAUUCUUGUAGACAUAAGUUUAGUUUGUUUGAAA